Molecule: messenger RNA, 2820 nt
Organism: Aspergillus saccharolyticus JOP 1030-1
Lineage: Eukaryota; Fungi; Ascomycota; Eurotiomycetes; Eurotiales; Aspergillaceae
Product: putative pH signal transduction protein PalA
Exons: 7
Coding region: 50-2650 (866 amino acids)
Cellular component (GO): endosome
Molecular function (GO): protein binding
Source: RefSeq, a predicted model, not a curated record
GCGGCCGACCUACCGUUCUUCCACGCCGUAUGCAUCGAUUCAAGACAGAAUGGCGUCCAAUAUUCUCCAGAUUCCGUUUCGACGUUCGCACCCUGUGUCCUUAUCCGAAGCUAUUACGCAGUACAUCUCCUCCAAAUAUGACCAACGUCCGGAUAUGUUCGCCGAGGAUCUCUUGAUCAUCGAUCGGCUGCGAAAUGAAGCGAUCAAUGUUCAGGAGGCACACGUCAGCGGGAUAAGCCGGCUGGUCACAUACGCGGCGCAGUUGAAAUGGCUAGGCGGCAAGUUCCCCGUCGAUGUCGGCGUGGAGUUUCCAUGGUAUCCAGCAUUCGGCUUCAAUACCUCGAGACCAGUCUCGCAAAAUAACAUUCGAUUUGAGCUCUCCAAUGUAAUCUAUAAUCUCGCAGCCUUGUACUCGCAGCUCGCAUUUUCCGUCAAUCGGACAACUGCAGACGGCCUCAAGCAGGCAUGUAACUACUUCUGCCAGGCAGCGGGCGUUUUAGUCCACCUACGAACCGAAAUACUGCCCGAUCUUCGCACAUCCCCACCCGAAGACAUGGACGAGAUGACCCUUCAAAGCCUGGAACAGCUUCUCCUUGCGCAAGCGCAGGAAUGUUUUUGGCAGAAGGCUGUCAAGGACGGGCUGAAAGACGCCUCGAUUGCUCGCUUGGCCGCAAAGGUCUCGGACUUUUAUGCCGACGCGGGAGACCAUGCGGUCAAGUCGAAUGCGAUCAGUCCGGAAUGGAUCCAUCACAUGACGGCUAAACAUCAUCACUUCGCGGCGGCGGCGCAGUAUCGACAGUCAUUAGAUUGCCUAGAGAAGCGCAAGUAUGGUGAGGAGGUAGCACGGUUGAAAGACAGCGAGCUUUGCGUGAAUGAGGCGCUAAAGGAGUCUCGCUGGAUCAAUCGCACGGUCCUGGGAGACUUGCAGGGCCUCAAGAGUCGGGUCACCGAGGAUCUCAAGCGCGCCGAGAAGGAUAACGAUAUGAUCUACCUUAACUCCGUGCCACCUAAAUCGGAGCUAAGACUAAUCGAUCGCGCGUGCAUGGUGGCCGCGAAAGCCCCGUCGCAGGUUACGGAUGCCAUCUCAAUGCUUGGAGAGAACGGGCCUCUGGGCCAGCCUUUAUUCACGAAAUUGGUACCGUAUGCGGUGCAUAUCGCGGCCAGUAUUUACUCCGACAGGAGGGACAGACUGGUCAAUGAGAAGAUUAUCGGACAAUUAGAGACUAUGACGGAUAAGUUGCGAGAUCUGCUUUCGUCCUUAAACCUUCCUGGCUCUCUGCAGGCACUAGAAAAGCCGCUGGGAUUACCACCGACUCUGGUAUCCCACGCAGAGGAGAUGCGCCAGCAGGACGGUCUCUACCGGCUGCUUAGGUCUCUCGAGGAUACGGCCAAGGUGAAAGACAACGACAGGGCUGUGUACACUGAAGGAGUGGAGCUUCUCGCGGCCGAAAAGGCAGAAGAUGAUGCAUCACGCCGCAGGUAUGGCACUGACCGGUGGACACGGGCAUCUUCCGAGGAAGCAGCUUCCAAGCUCUACACGACGUCACGGGAGAUUGAAGGAUAUUUCAACUCGGCUCAAAGCAGUGACAGUCUCGUGGAACAGAAACUGAAAGACUCGGAGGCAGUGUUCCGAGUGUUGACCGGCACAAAUCGGGACCUAGAGAUGUACGUUCCAAGCAGUCGCAGGGCCGCGAUUCCGGCCGAGGUCGAGCGGGAGGUGACGCGACUUCGUGGAUGCCUGAGCGAGGUCAACCGACUGGAGAACCGCCGAAAGCGACAGGUGCAAGCCCUGAAAGACAAGUCCAGGGCAGAUGAUAUCAGCCAAGCACUGACCAAGCAGACUGCACGGUUGGAACGCGAGUUUCCCAUGCAGCCAAUUCAGGCGAGCCAGUUUGAGGAUCUAUUCGAAGAGCAACUUCGCCUGUACGACACCGACCUGCGAAUGGUGACCGAGGAGCAGCAGGGCCAGGACCAGCUUGCAGCACGGAUCUGCGAGGCCAAUCGGGCCUUCUCACGCGCACAUACGGGUGAUGCUUCAACAAGGGAGCGAGAACGCGCCUUGCAGGAAUUGGAGAACGGGUACUUGAAAUACAAGGAGAUUAUUUCCAACAUCGAAGUGGGAAGGAAAUUUUACAAUGAUCUGGCUAAGAUCGUAGGACGAUUUCGCGACGACUGCAAGGCCUUUGUGCACAAGCGGAGGAUGGAAGCUAGUCAACUAGAAAGUGACAUCUCCAGUGCUGCCGCAAUGGCAUCCUUGAACAUCUCCCCACCCAUUCGGCAACAGCAGCCGCAGUCAACAUAUCAUACACCCACUGCCCCGACCAGCCAGCAUUUUAGCCAGACUACACAGCAGACAUAUAACCCGGCACCCGUGCCUGCGCAGCAACAGUCCCGCCCAGCAUUUUCCGCGCCAGGAUCACAGCCCCAUCCCCAAGCAGCUCCCAUCCCGGUAGCAGUUCCAACCACACCGCAACAACCCCAACUCCUUCUGCCACGUGCUGAACCCAUGACCGCGCCGCAACCGACCCGGGCAAACGCCCGGCCCCCUAUGAAACCAGGGAUGUGGACACCAGAAAUGGGGAUUCGGUUCGGAACUGCUGGCGGGACCGGUGGGACGUGGGAUGCAAGUAAAGGGUUGAAGUUCUCUUAGAUACGAUUUUUUCCCUCUCUGUCUGUUCUUAGCGGCCAUAUCAAGUCAUGAUUUGCAUUUAUUGGUGGCGCGGGGGGAAAGAGCGCGCGGGGAAAGAAAUGUCUUGACCAUGAAGUGAAUUUAUACGCUCAUGGACGUAGAUAAAUUAGCAUUACAUACUUAAAAACGUU